CGUCGACCGGAUUGCACCCAAGCUUUGUUGAUUACACCAGACAGAGCUGAGUUUUCAUCUUCCUGGUAUGCAAAGAUGAUCACUCUGCUCAUCGCAUUACUUUUUGUCGCCGCUUCUAAGGCGGCGACCUCUGGCAUCGAUCCGAUCGAUAACUAUUGCUGGAGAUUAUACCAUCAAUCUACGAUGAAAAAUGGCAGUCUUUACAUCGACGGAGGAAUCGAGGUCUUUACAGACAAGAACAGCAAUGGGAAUCCUUCGUCUGCUCCGACUCUUGGGUAUAACACCUAUCUGAUGGAGGUCGACAUGAAAUCUUCCUGGAAUUGGCAGAAGAAUAUUUCAAUCAACGCCAUAAACAAGACCGCCAACCCCAGCACCGGAACCGAUCCUCCUUUGGUCGUCCGCGGAGCUCUUUACUCGGGAGCUUCGACCGACAGCAGCAUCUACCUCUACGGUGGAACCAAUUCCUACCUGAACACUAGCUUCCCGGGCUUCCAGAAACCGACAUCGUCACAAUAUGCGCUGUGGUCGUGCGACACCGAUGGCGAUUCCUGGAACCAAUAUGAUGUGACACUCAAUGCACCUUAUCGGCCUGCAGGGGGAGCAUAUGCCGAAGCACCGGAUCAAGGGCUCGCUUUUUGGCUCAACGGGUAUAUCGACAAUGGGACAUCGAAUGGAUUGGAGGGUCAGAGUGGACUUCUUCGCUAUCUGGAUGGGUUGAUCGUGAUCGAUACAAACAAGCAGACGGCGAAAAAUGUUUCCACCUCGUCUAUGGAUAACUUCCCACGGGCAAAGGGGGGUAUGGCAUAUAUUUCGGGUGUUGGAUCGAAAGGAAUUUUGGUUGCGAUUGGUGGAGUCACCAAGCCCACGAGUGACGGCAGCUCCUCGAAUCAAGGGACAUAUGUAUCCUUCAACGAAAUCGACUUCCUCGAUGUUGCAUCCCUCGAUAACGGAGACGAGAACGGCUCUUGGUACAAGCAGAAAGCGAGUGGUGAUAUACCCGACGGACGGAUCGACUUUUGCUUAGUGACGGCAUCUGCGAAGGAUAACUCGAGUCAUAAUAUCUACAUGUACGGUGGCCAGGCUACAAACAAGGUCUACGAUCAAAUCUACGUGUUGUCCAUUCCGUCUUUCACAUGGACGAGGAUUUACGAGGGAGAAUCUCCACGAUACGGACACACCUGCCAUCUGGUGGCUAAUAGGCAGAUGCUGACUGUCGGUGGAAGCUCGACGGAUGCUCUCACAGCAGCUUGUGACUGGGAGACUAAAGGUGUUGCGGUGUAUGAUAUUUCCUCGUUGACAUGGGGCAGCACAUACGAUGCGUCAGCUUCGGCGUACGAGGUCCCGUCUCUGGUCUAUGAUACUGUCGGUGGAGAUGCAAACGGAAACGCAAGCAUGAUGACACCAUCGAAUGGAUUCAGCACCACUCCAAUCGCCAAUUUCUUCCAAGCCACAAACAACAGCAGCAGCAGCAGCAACACCACAAGCAGCACACCGUCAAAGAAAAGCGGGAUCAGCGGAGGAGCGAUCGCAGGCGCAGUAGUUGGCUCCGUGGCCGGUGCUGCUCUGAUCGUGGCUUUGAUAUUAUUCAUCAUAAAUCGCAGAAGAAAACAAGCCGCUACCAGCUACCAGCAGGCAGCCGAGAACAAGGGCUUCGAUAGCAGCCCAACUGGGGCAACAUGGCGAAAUUGGGAUGGACAGAUGAUCGAACUACCAUCAGGGCAGUCGAAGCCACCGGCUCAAUUGCCCGACAGUAUAAUUCCGCACGAGAUGGAAGCGAAUGAGGCUCCAUCUGAGCUGCACAGCAGAAGUCGAGCUGAGAUGUGAAUGACUGACUUGACACGAUGCGAAUUCCUGUUACGAUAAUACUAGGAUAAUAUGAUAUCCCGUUGCCUAAGACCAUAGCCAUUCUCCAUGUAACUAUUGUCAUCAGAUCAUCAAUACUAAAACACCAGCC
Molecule: messenger RNA, 1954 nt
Organism: Aspergillus wentii DTO 134E9
Lineage: Eukaryota; Fungi; Ascomycota; Eurotiomycetes; Eurotiales; Aspergillaceae
Product: putative cell wall anchored protein
Exons: 5
Coding region: 76-1824 (582 amino acids)
Molecular function (GO): protein binding
Source: RefSeq, a predicted model, not a curated record